Molecule: messenger RNA, 2186 nt
Organism: Neopsephotus bourkii (Bourke's parrot)
Lineage: Eukaryota; Metazoa; Chordata; Aves; Psittaciformes; Psittacidae
Gene: SLC75A1
Product: major facilitator superfamily domain containing 10
Exons: 13
Coding region: 189-1574 (461 amino acids)
Biological process (GO): transmembrane transport
Cellular component (GO): brush border membrane
Molecular function (GO): transmembrane transporter activity
Source: RefSeq, a predicted model, not a curated record
CAGCUGGUCAAAGGCAGAAACAAUGAGACACAUCCUGAAGGGGAUGGCUGGGAAGAACCAGGGUAGAGCCAAGUGAGAAUCAGGGACACAAGUGUCCAGACAAACAGCGUCCCUAAACUGAAAAUCCUCCCCCCUCUUCAAACAUGUCUCACAGAAAUCAAAUGUCAUGAAGCAGAGCACCUGGGAACAUGGCCCCACGAGAGAGAGGAACCAGCAACAGUUCCAUCAGUGACAAGCAAGAACAUAACUCUAGUCGUGUUAUUGCAAUUGUGUUCCUGGCACUCUUCAUUGACUUGUUGGGAUUUGCUCUCAUCUUGCCACUGUUUCCUUCCAUCCUUGAUUAUUACAGCCAGACUGAGGAUGGAUUCUACUUGUCAUUGCAACGUGGUGUGGACUGGUUUGCAGCGAUGGCUGGGAUACCUCCAGAGCGGAAAUACAACAGUGUCUUAUUUGGAGGUCUGAUUGGCUCAGUCUUUUCCAUCCUACAGUUUUUCUCCUCUCCCCUCACUGGUGCCAUGUCAGACUGCUUGGGCAGGAGACCUGUCAUCUUGAUGACGGUGAUAGGUUUGAUAACAUCAUACUCACUAUGGGCUGCCUCUAGGACUUUUGGCGUUUUUCUUCUCUCCAGGAUCAUAGGUGGAAUAAGCAAAGGGAAUGUCAGCCUCUCCACAGCUAUAGUUGCUGACUUGAACUCUCCAAAAGCACGAAGCAAGGGCAUGGCAAUGAUUGGUGUUGCUUUCUCCCUUGGUUUUACCCUGGGUCCCAUGAUUGGAGCUUACCUGGCGAUGGAGACAGAGAAGGGAGAAGUCUUCUAUCUCCGUUCAGCAUUGGUAGCACUCAUGUUUGCUGUGGCUGAUUUAAUUUUCAUCUUCUUCCUACUUCCGGAGACACUUCCCAAAGAAAACCGGGUCUCUUCUGUGACAUCUGGAUUUCAGGCAGCAGUUGACUUGCUCAGUCCUUUGGCUUUAUUUCGGUUCUCUGCAGUCACCCGAGGAAAGGAAUCCCCUUCAGAGGAGAAUCUUCAGAAUCUCAAAAUCUUGGGUCUGGCUUAUUUCCUGUACCUUUUCCUGUUUUCCGGCUUGGAGUACACACUGAGUUUCCUCACUCACCAGAGAUUCCAGUUCAGCAGCAUGCAGCAGGGCAAGAUGUUUUUCUUUAUUGGAAUAACAAUGGCUGUGAUCCAGGGAGGCUAUGCUCGCCGAAUCAAGCCAGGAAAUGAAAUCAGAGCUGUAAAAAGGGCUAUUAUAUUGCUGAUUCCAGCUUUCCUGCUAAUUGGAUGGGCUGCAAAUGUGGCCAUGCUGGGUGCUGGACUGCUGCUGUACUCUUGUGCUGCGGCCAUUGUUAUCCCGUGUUUGUCAGCAGUGGUGUCAGGCUACGGCUCUGCCAGCCAGAAGGGGCGAGUGAUGGGCAUCCUGCGGAGCCUGGGCGCCCUGGCCAGAGCCCUGGGACCGAUCCUGUCAGCUACCGUUUACUGGCUGGCAGGGGCUGAGGUUUGUUUCACCCUCUGUGGUGCUUUCUUCCUCGUCCCCUUUGCUUUACUUGGUUCUAUAAAAGAGCCGCUGAAGGAGGAGUAGGAAGGAACCACAGAACUAUCACUGGCUGCCCAGGACCACUCCUCAACCUGACUCUCAGCACCCAACUCUGCUGUUCAAAGAGGAAGAGGAGGACUUUGAUCUUCUGAAAGGGGCUACUCCAUAACCACUUGCAGCAACAACAGACUUCAGGUCUCCUACAGCCCCCCCCCAGCUCCGUGUCUCAUGACCUCCCAGCCAGCUUGGCUGGUUUCACAAAUAGAAGAACCACCACCACCAAACACUCCCAGACCGGUGGAGUAAAGCACUGAGCCCAUUGGCCAAGCAGGGCUGUCACAGCAGCAGCACGGCCCCUGCUACCACAACUCUGCCAAGCAUGGGUGAAGCUGCAGCGCCCACUGUCCUCGGCUCUGCUCCUCUCCCUGUCCUCAGCCUCCACUGCCAUGGACUGACUGAUCUGUGCCUGGCUACCAAAGAACAGUCCCCCAGGGGCCUUGCACCAGGUACUGCAGCAGUUGGCACCCUAAGGUGUAGGGGGCCUGGUAACAGCUUGACCGCCUGCCUUAAAACAUGACAGUCAAACCCAAGCAGCAGCUGCAGGCUCCCCCAGCCGGACAGAGACUGUUUUUAAUACACAAUUAAAUUGAGAGAUGU